CCGAUGUGAUCACUGAUCACUGAUGUAUCGCAAAUUCACCAGUUUGGUUUGUAGGGUGUGAGCAUUCAUUUAAAGUUGAUUUCCCUAACUCUGUGGACAUUCUGCAUGAAACAGUUAAUUCUCCAGUUGUCAGGCACUGUGGAAGUGAAACCGGAGUUACCAAAUUCUCAUUUCCUUAUUUGCUAGCUUUGUCGCCACAAAUGCCUGACUCGUAAGGUCCUCCAGGGACUAUUGGGGAAAUAUUUAGACUGUGGUGGUGGAAGUGGAUGCCCUCUGCUCUGAAUGAAGUCUAGAUGCAAAAGGCUAUACGAAGAAGACAAAAUCUGGUUUUUGAAGCAAUGGGCAUCCCUCAUUUCCCUUUCCUCCCUGCGGUGAUCAUAUUAUGUUAUUUUAUGUUAGGCCAUUGUGUGGCAUCCCCAAAAAAGACCUCUUGCACUGUCCAAGACGGCAGAGCUGACUGCAGCCGCCUCAGCCUCCAGGCGGUCCCUCCAGAUCUCCCAAGGAACAUCACCAGCCUCGAUAUGUCUCACAACAGAUUGGUGGGGAUUCCCACACCGUCACUAACCCCAUAUCAAGGCCUCCUCCACCUCAAUGUUGGUUUCAACAGUAUCACCAGGCUGGACCAGGGUUUGUGCCAGACACUGUCUCUGCUGCAGACACUGAACGUGGAACACAACGAAGUACAUGUGCUGGAGACUGGGGAUAUCAUCCACUGUACCAAUCUAACGGGGUUGAAUCUGGGUAGCAAUAGGCUGAAGCUAAAAGGAGAACCCUUCCUUGUACUACAGAGCCUGAAAUUUCUUGAUGUUUCACAAAACAAACUGUUGGCUGCCAAGCUUGGCUCUCAGCCUCAGCUACCCAGGCUGGAAAAUCUCAAUUUGGCCUCGAAUAUCUUCACCACUUUGAAGAAAGACGACUUUUUCUUCCUCAACGAUUCAUCUCUGCAAUUCCUCAACCUGUCAUCUGUAUCUCUAAAAACAUUGGAGCCUGGUUGCUUUGAGCCCAUUUCAGGUCUACAUACUUUAAUCAUGGAUAAAAGCAAUAUGGGCACUCUGGUUAUUUCUAAACUGUGCUCCCAGCUGUCAGGAACAGCCAUUAAUGCCCUGUCUCUGCAGAAGAUGAAGCUGGUCACACUCACAAAAACAACAUUUACAGGGCUAGAGAAAACAAAUCUAACCUCUCUGGAUCUGUCCAGUAAUGGCAUGGGUAAAAUUGAAAAUGGCUCAUUUCAGUGGCUGUCCAGACUUCUGACUCUAAUUCUGGCAGACAAUAACAUCAAGCACCUAACAAAGGGCACAUUUGAGGGGCUUAAAAGUUUGAAAAAACUCAGCUUGAGCAAAGCUCUGGUGAAAAGUCAUACCUCCUCCACCCCAAUUAUUGAUGAUUUCUCCUUCCAACCAUUAAGUGCCUUGGAGAGUUUAAUUUUACAGAGAACUUCAGUUCGGGACCUCACAGAAAACACCUUCACAGGCUUGACAAGUCUUAAAGAACUUGACAUGAGCUGGAGCAGUUAUUCAUCACUCAAAAACCUCACCAAAAAGACCCUAGCCUCUCUUGCAGGAUCACCUCUCAGAGUGCUAAAUCUGACAGCAACAGCUAUAGUACAGAUUAAUCCUGGAGCCUUCUGCAAUUUGGGAAACCUCACCACUCUUCUUCUGGAUUUCAAUUUUAUCAAGCAAACUCUCACUGGGAAAGAGUUUGAAGGCCUGGGUCAAAUUCAAGAGAUCCACAUUUCCAAUAAUCGCCAGAGUGUCAACCUAAACUCCACAUCGUUUGUGAAUGUACCCAGUCUUAGGGUUCUGACUUUGGGGAAAAGCCUUACAGUUUCAGCCUUGGACAAGGAUCUCUCUCCAUUCAGAUCCCUAUCCAACCUCACUUUCCUGGAUCUCAGCAACAACAACAUUGCUAACAUGAGAGAGAAUCUGUUGGAUGGGCUUGUUAACCUGAAGGUCCUGAAGCUCCAGCACAAUAACUUAGCUCGGUUGUGGAAGAGUGCCAACCCAGGUGGGCCAGUGUUGUUUCUCAAAGGGACACAGAGCUUGUUAUCCUUACAGCUGGAUAGUAAUGGGCUGGAUGAGAUCCCAGUGGAGGGUCUGAAAGGUUUGAGUAACCUCCAUGACCUAAGUGUGGCCAACAAUCUCCUUAAUAGUCUUAAGGACUCAAUUUUUGAUGAUCUGAACUCACUGAAGGUUUUACGUUUACAGAAGAACUUUAUCACAACUGUGAGGCCUGAAGUGUUCAAAACCCCUAUGAGCAACCUCAGCGUGCUCGUCAUGGACAAAAAUCCAUUUGACUGUACCUGUGAGAGCAUCCUGUGGUUUGUGACAUGGUUGAAUAACACAAAUACAACCAGUGUGCCAGGUCUCAGUGACCAGUAUAAGUGCAACACUCCUCUGGCUUACUUUAACCGCUCCAUCAUGGAUUUUGACACACUUUCUUGCAAAGAUAUGGCCCCAUUCCAGGCCCUUUACAUACUGAGCAGCACAGUCGUUAUCAUGCUGAUUGUAAGUGCACUCCUGGUGCGGUUCCAUGGCUGGAGGAUUCAGUUCUAUUGGAACAUUGUAAUCAAUCGCACAUUAGGAUUUAGUGACGCCACAGUUGAAGAGGGCAGGGAGUUUGAGUAUGACGCCUAUGUCAUACAUGCAGCAGAAGACGCCAGCUGGGUUGGGAAAAGAAUAGCCUCUUUAGGGAAUGAAAACUGCAAGUUUUGUUUGGAGGAUCAGGAUUCAGUCCCUGGCAUGUCACAGCUUGAAUCAAUUCUGGAAAAUAUUAGAAAGUCCAGAAAAAUCCUGUUUGUCAUCACUGAAAGGCUUCUCAGAGAUCCCUGGUGUACACGCUUUACAGCCCAUCAUGCACUUCACCAGGUCAUUGAAGACAGCAGGGACUCUGUGAUUCUGGUCUUCCUGCAGGAUGUGCACGACUACAAGUUAUCUCAAUCUCUCUUCCUCCGCAGGGGCAUGUUGCGCCCAUGCUGCAUCCUCAACUGGCCUGUCCAUAAGGAGAGAGUGCCAGCCUUUCACCAGAAGCUCCUCAUAGCACUCAGCAUGACUAAUCGAUUGCAGCAGUGACUGUUUUUCCUAAGUAAUAAUGCAAAACACCAUUUGUAAUAAAAAAAUUACCAAUGUUAAACAUUUUAAGUAAUUGCUACCGGUUACCAAUUGUUAUACCUUUUGGGUAGAUCAAUUUGGCUUUGCUUUUUACUGUAAAAGUCAUAUUGCAUUGCAGUUACAACUCAGCAAAUGAGAAACGCAGGCAAGCUUGUGUGUGUGUGUGUGUGUGUGUGUGUGUGUGUGUGUGUGUGUGUGUGUGUGUGUGUGUGUGUGUGUGUGUGUGUGUGUGCGUGUGUGUGCGUGUGUGUGUGUGUGUGUGUGUGUGUGUGUGUGUGUGUGUGUGUGCUCAUGCAACAAUAACUAUGGCAUUGUAUGUGUUUUUAUUGCUGUUAUUUGCCUGUUUAAGUAACAUACAGGUGGAGGUACAAAAACAUAAUGUUCUCUUGUAUUGUCGUAACAUUCUGAUAAUCCUUACUUUGUAAUUUACUGCAUAGUAUAAUGUACCAUAUAAAAAUUCUACUGUAGAAUGGAAAUUCAUUGCAAGUGCAGUUUAAUGAUGCAGUCUCUUAAUAAAGGGUUUUUAAAAGGUUGUUCUCUGCAAUGAAAAGAAUAAUAAGUGAAUAAACCCUUAACACAGACUUGUUAUGUGAAGGCGGAACAUUAACUGUUUUAUGUAUAUUUAAGUUGAAAAAGUCUUGUUAUAUUUAUAAUUCCAUUUUAAUUGGUAAGCUUAAUAUAACAGUGAUCAGUGUGGGGAAAUAAAGCUUAAUUUGUUUUUAUGUGGAAAGAGUAAUUCUACUACUCCCCAAAGUCCUAUUUAAUGUUAUGUCAUACUGACAUCUAGUGGUUAUAUUAAGCAACUACGGUAUUUUCUAUGCUUCAAAUGCAAAUUAGAUGUCCCAUUAGUCUUAGUGACACCAUAUCCACAAGUAGGACACUGUUACUAUUU
Scomber scombrus (Atlantic mackerel) is the source of this 3999-nucleotide messenger RNA. It is a transcript of the gene tlr3, whose product is annotated as toll-like receptor 3. Bases 294 to 3068 code for a protein of 924 amino acids. The record is from RefSeq and is a predicted model, not a curated record. The transcript has 5 exons. Gene Ontology annotation, cellular component: membrane. Gene Ontology annotation, molecular function: protein binding; transmembrane signaling receptor activity. Gene Ontology annotation, biological process: toll-like receptor signaling pathway; immune response; inflammatory response. Lineage: Eukaryota; Metazoa; Chordata; Actinopteri; Scombriformes; Scombridae.